Molecule: messenger RNA, 501 nt
Organism: Trichoderma atroviride IMI 206040
Lineage: Eukaryota; Fungi; Ascomycota; Sordariomycetes; Hypocreales; Hypocreaceae
Source: RefSeq, a predicted model, not a curated record
AUGGCGUUCUAUGCCGCCAUCGCAGGAUGCUUCGUUGGCCUCUUCUCGUUGCUCGCCAUUCCCCGUGUGAUCGCCAUGCUCGUCGCUCGAUUUCGCGAGAAGCACCAACAGCGUCGUGAUAGACAAUCACAAAGGGAAAAUCGGACCAGGCUCACUCCCACAACUGGAUUAAUCGGUCUUUUGGAUAUGGCAAAGAAAUUUGGCUCGUUAUAUUAUCGAAGAGGACCAGCAUUGCGAAGCUUUCUGUGUGGAUACUUGUAUACGACACUUGAGCAUUACCCUUCCAAUGCUUCGGCAAACGCGCGAAGGUCAGAGAUCAACAUUACCACCGCCAUUUCACUCGUUCAAGUCUGUUUUGACCAGGAAAUUGUUAAGGAACACGGACAGAAGGCUGCCACCAAUUCUUUCUAUACCCCAGCUGCUCCUGUCACCGGGCCUACGGGAGACGAUCAGGGAGAGACAGUCAACGAGGUGCCAUUUCGACUGCAAACCUAUCCGUGA